Molecule: messenger RNA, 672 nt
Organism: Pneumocystis carinii B80
Lineage: Eukaryota; Fungi; Ascomycota; Pneumocystomycetes; Pneumocystales; Pneumocystaceae
Exons: 5
Coding region: 1-672 (223 amino acids)
Source: RefSeq, a predicted model, not a curated record
AUGGCCUCUUUAUCAGAUUCUAAGUUAAUUUUUUUAAUAGAAUCAUGUCUUUAUUCUAUCUUAGAAAAAAAUAAGCUUAAGUCAUUAAAUCUUGAGACAUCAUUUGAAGAUGAUAAGAUAAUUUAUGAAACAAUGAAGUUAAUUAAAGAAGAAAUUUAUGGGAUAGAAAUGAGGCAGAAGGAUUUGGAGGAAAAAGGGAAUAUGUCUACAGAGAUAUUAAAAUAUAAAGAAAACUUUUUAAUUAAAUUGCAAGAUUAUUAUAAGAAGUUAGAAGAGUUAUUAGAAUCAGGAGAUUUAAAUGGAUAUGAUCUUAUUAUGGAAUUAAUGAAAGAGCAGAGGGAAUAUAAGGAAAAGAAUAAGUUAGCUGAAACAUCAUCCCUCAAUUCUUUAGAACAUGAAAAAUUUUUUAAAAAUCCUAAAAUACAAAAUACAGAAAUAUUGAAAACACAACAACAAAUUAUAAAGGAGCAAGAUGCAUCAUUAAAUGAUUUGUAUAAUUCUAUAUCAUUACAAAAAGAACUUACAAUUCAAAUGGAAUCGGAGUUAGAAUUACAGGAUGAUUUACUUGGAGAAAUGCAAGUGCUUGUAGAUAAAUCGCAAAUAAAACUUGACAAGUCAGAGAAAAGACUUGAGGGAUUUACAAAGAUAGUCAAGAAUAAUAGUGAGUAUUAA